Messenger RNA from Monomorium pharaonis (pharaoh ant), 2802 nucleotides. RefSeq names its product organic cation transporter protein. Gene Ontology annotation, biological process: transmembrane transport. The record is from RefSeq and is a predicted model, not a curated record. The coding region runs from base 625 to 2244 and encodes 539 amino acids. Gene Ontology annotation, cellular component: membrane. The transcript is spliced from 12 exons. Gene Ontology annotation, molecular function: transmembrane transporter activity. Lineage: Eukaryota; Metazoa; Arthropoda; Insecta; Hymenoptera; Formicidae.
GGUAGUCGUCACGCUUGAGCCGUCGGUUUCACACGAUUUGCAAACGAGAAUACAAACAAGUGCAUUUUCUAAUAACGCCCACGCUAACGUGACAUUACACGAGUGCGCAAAUUCUAGCUUUCGAUUUUAUAAAUCAACCGGAUUUCUGAAAAUCCAAAUACAAAAAUAAUAAAACUUUGCAAAACGUGGAAGCAGACAAAGUGAUAUGAAGAAAACAAAAACAAACUCUUCUGAGUAUGGAUAAAUCUGUAUCGCACGACGGACACAUGGCAGCUUGAAAGGCAAGACUGACCUUUCGAGUCGCCGAAGAAGGAUGUCGAUGUAAGUUGGAGCGCCCGAGAUCGAAGGUUGUCUUCUUGAUGUCUCGAGAUUGAUGAUUUAAUUUCAAUUUUCUGGUAUCGAACGAGGAAAAUCACAAAUUGUUUUUCUCAUCUAUAAACUAAUGGAUCUGUCUUUCUAACUUGUUAGAUUGUCUAUGUAAAUAUGUGAUUGUUUCCAUAUUAUUACUAUACUUGCGUAUUACUACUUUCUGGAAACCAUUACAUAUACCAUAUAUUGACAAUCAUAAAUUAUCAGAUGUGCAAAUAAAGUCCGUAUGACAAAGAAAUAAGUACGUUCUGAUGAAUGUAUUUCCAAUGCAGAUCACAUGUGAAUGCCAAGCAAAUUCCUAACGGUAAGGAUGAUCAUGUCGAUUCUGACGCAAAUGUGGACGCCGUGCAGAUCGCGAUCGGCAAUCUCGGCAGGUGGCAAAUCAUCGUAUGCCUGGCAAUCUCUUUGGUCAAAUUUCCGGUAGCAUGGCAUCAAUUAGCAAUCGUUUUUAUGGCACCUCAUCAAGAUUAUAAUUGCACGGAGCCUGCUACUGCGGAAGAAUACUCCAAGGACCAAUGCACGGUUAAUCUUAACGGCACGCUGGUAAAAUGUACGGAAUGGGAGUAUGACAGAAAUCUAUUUCCCGAGACCAUCAUAUCGCAGUGGAAUCUAGUCUGUGAUCGGACGCACUAUGCGAAUAUUCAACAGUCUAUUCUUAUGUUCGGAGUGCUUCUCGGUAAUAUAAUCUUCGGCAGUUUAUCAGAUAGAAAAUAUAUUCACAGAUAUGGUAGGAAAAUGCCGUUGAUGAUUUCUGUUAUUCUUCAACUUUUAUCAGGCAUUGGAUGCGCCGUGGUACCUUGGUUUUACGCAUUAUUAUUGAUGAAGUUGUUAAGUGCAUUAGCCACUGGAGGCACGAUGGUUACUAGUUACGUUAUCUGUAUGGAAAUAGUAGGUACACAAUGGCGUGCCGCCAUCACCGUUUUAUAUCAAAUUCCAUUCAGUUUAGGCCACAUGUCGCUAGCAGGACUUGCGUUCUGGUUCCGACAUUGGCAACAAUUACAGAUUGCCAUCACACUUCCAUCUAUUGUUCUUUUAAGUUAUUGGUGGAUAGUACCUGAAUCACCCAGAUGGUUAUUAGCUAUGGGAAAACAGAGAGCAGCAUGUGAGAUAUUGCAGAAGGCAGUCAAUAUUAACAAGGUUGAAAAUGUAGACAUUCCCGAAGUAGUGAGGAAACAUUGUUUGCAUCAAAAUCUUAAAAAAUCUACGCUGGACUACAAGGCUUCGUUUUUCGACUUGCUUCGCACGCCAAACAUGCGAGUUAAAUCACUCUCUAUUUUUUUCAACUGGAUCGUUUGCGGAAUGGGUUUGUUUGGGAUAUCACAGUACAUUGGCCAGGUCGGUGGCGACAUUUUCCUUAAUUUCGCAAUGUCCGGUGCCAUACAGAUUCCUGGGAAUUUCGUCGCGUGGUGGGCAAUGAACACACUAGGUCGACGGAUUACCCUGAUUUGCAGCAAUUCUAUAAGUGGCGUAGCCUGUCUAUUCUUAAUCAUCGUCUCAGACAAUAUGGCAUGGCUAAGACUGCUCUUGGCAUGCCUCGGUAUUGUCGGAAUGUCGGUGUCGUUUACAACAGUCUACCUUUUCUCCGGAGAGCUGUUUCCUACAGUCGUGAGGAACAUUGGAAUCGGCGCGAGUAGUAUGUGUGCUAGAGUAGGCUCUAUCAUGGCACCCUUUGUAGUAUCUUUGAAUUUUAUAGAGACGUGGCUACCACCCACUAUAUUCGGAGUUUUGCCUUUGAUUGGAUCCGCAUUGUGCCUAUUAUUGCCCGAAACUGCCGAAUGUACAUUACCAGAAACUCUUCAAGAUGGCGAAGAAUUCGGAAAGAAGCAUAAGUUAAAAGAAAAACGUGGAGAUUUAGAAGCAGAAGCGACAUUCUAAAGAAAAACUACAUCUACGUCACAACGAAGUCUUAAAUAUUUCAGAAAAAGCGAACGCGCGCUUAACAUAUAUAUAUAUAUACGUAUGCGACACGUGCGUGCGUGUAUUAUAUCAAAUUACAAAUGAUCUGAGUGUUAAUCAUGCCGUUGAAUCAAGUGUUAGUAUAAAGCAUAUGCACAUAUUUUAUUUAUUAUGUUACUUUCGUAAUAUUAACAACAUUAGCUUUACAGUUAUUCAUCUCAUCAUUCAACAUUUUGAUUUUCAUACUUUUCAUAAUAUUAUAAUUUAAAACUUAUCAGUUUCAAAUAUAGAAAAAUAUAUAUUUUAUAGAAAAAAUGUACAUAAUAAAUAUUUUUAAAAAAGCACAUAACUGUAUCACUGUGUUUUGCAAGAAAUUCAGACAAAAAGUAUAGCAGCAAGUAUUAAUUAUAUUUUUACUGCCAAAUAAAUAAGUAUACGUGAUUAUUAUGUAAGAUAUUUCAGCAAAUGUAUAAAUAAAAGUUCUCUUUUGUAAAAAAAACAUUUUUAUUUAUUAAAUAUAUUCGAUAUAACUCAAAA